GUCACGCGGGGCGAGUAAAAGUUGGGAUAGGACUGAGCUCCGGCGGGUGAAGGCGAAACACAGAGGAUUCAUAGAGACAUAGAAGGAAUACGUUUCCCCGUUUAAUGAAGUUAUAUUAAACCAGUGGAUGGAAGCAGAAGACAGUGUUUUUGGAAGAAAUCGAGGGUAUUCCAGGAAACGUGGAUAAAGGGCUAAGCGACUUUGUGUGAAGUUGGUAGUUGAGCUCUUGGCGUUCACCGCGGGACCAGCGAGACUCACUGCAACUGUUUUACUGCCGAAAAAGGCUGAACCGCGAGUAAAAUGAAUCUAUAAGUCUGUGAUUGGCCCUCGUGGCGUUUUGUAAAUGUUGUGACAUUGCACGGGAGAAGUCCACGGUUGAGUGGCGGGGUAAAACCCGAGCUGUCAAAACCGAUGACUACAGCAAACUGCACCGGGAAUGAGGAGCUGGACUUCAGGCUUAUGUUUGGAGAGGACAGCCAGCCGCAGCCGCUGGGUCCCACAGACCUGGAGCCUGAUGACAACACUUCCUUCUACGUCCUGAAUGUGGAGCAGCCUCAGACGCACGUCUCCAACCAUCAGACCAUGAACAUGGCUCGCCAUGGUGUGCAGUCUCACACACAGGUCAUCAGUGCGUCUCCGCGCCUUCAGCUGCACAAACAGGGCCCUGGGCACUUUGACUCACACCACAAAUAUGGCACAUCUCCUCUGCUGGCCUCUGCCCCUGUGGAGGCUCCCAAAGCCUUUGAAUGUCCCAGCAUCCAGAUCACCUCCAUCUCACCCAGUUGCCAGCAGGAGAUGGAUGCCAAUGAGGAUGACCUGAGGACCAACGGUCCUGAUGGGGAUUACCAUGGCGACAGACCUCUAUCCAGAGACCACCUGUAUCUACCCCUUGACCAUUCGUACCGGGACUCGUCCCUGAGCCCUAGCCCAUGCAGCAGCCUCUCCUCACGGAGCUGGUUUUCUGAUGCAUCGUCCUGUGAGUCUUUCUCUCAUGUCUAUGACGACGUGGACUCAGAACUAAAUGAAGCGGCCGCCCGCUUCACUCUGGGGUCUCCGCUCACGUCUCCUGGAUGUGUGUCCCCUCACUCGCCUCAGGCUGGAGGGGUCAUUUUGGAGGAACAGCCUGCGUGGCAGCACCAGCAACCCGCCUUCAUACAUCACCCCAUAAGCUUGUCCCCCCGUCAGUCGCCUGGACACUCCCCACGCACCAGUGUCACUGAUGAGAACUGGCUAAGCCCACGGCCUCCCUCUAGGCCUUCAUCACGGCCUAACUCUCCCUGUGGAAAGAGGCGUCACUCUAGCGCUGACAUCUGCUAUGGAGGCUCUGUGUCCCCACAUCGCUCUCCCACACCCACACCGGGACCCUCACCCCGGGGAAGUGUCACUGAGGACACCUGGCUGGGGAGCUCUUCCAUGGGUUUAUCGCCCUUCCAGUGCUGCCCAUCUGAGGCAGACAUCCCAUCUAAGACCAGGAAAACGUCUCAGGACAGAACUGCUAUGCAACAGGGGAAAGGGGACAUUGGCCUGGAUGAGUCCGACAGCAUGUCUCCCAGCCUGGACUCUCCGUCAGAGGAGCUGGUGCACAGCCUAAAGAAGGAUGGACCAGGAGAACAGUUCCUUUCAGUGCCGUCACACUUCUCAUGGAAUAAACCCAAACCUGGGCAUACACCAAUAUUCAGGACCUCAUCUCUGCCUCCUCUAGACUGGCCACUUCCAAACCAGUUUGGCCAGUAUGAGCUCAAGAUCGAUGUGCAGCCCAAAGCCCAUCACCGAGCACAUUAUGAGACUGAAGGAAGUCGAGGAGCUGUCAAAGCUGCUUCUGGUGGCCACCCCAUAGUAAAGCUCAUGGGAUACAGUGAGAAGCCUAUCAAUCUGCAAAUGUUCAUUGGCACAGCAGAUGACCGCUAUUUGAGACCCCACGCUUUCUACCAGGUCCACCGGAUAACAGGGAAAACUGUGGCCACGGCUAGCCAAGAAAUCAUAGUGUCCAGCACCAAAGUUCUAGAAAUUCCUCUUUUGCCUGAAAACAACAUGUCAGCCAGUAUUGACUGUGCCGGUAUCCUAAAGCUACGAAACUCUGACAUUGAACUGCGUAAAGGAGAGACAGACAUCGGACGAAAGAACACCCGGGUGCGUGUGGUGUUCAGGGUGCACAUCCCACAGGCCAAUGGGAAGGUGCUUUCGCUGCAGGCGGCUUCCAUCCCUGUAGAAUGCUCCCAACGAUCAGCUCAAGAGCUACCCCAGGUGGAGAAGUCCAGCCUGACCAGCUGUCUAGUCAGUGGGGGAGAGGAGCUGCUCAUCACCGGCUCCAACUUUUUUCCAGAGUCCAAGGUCAUCUUCCUGGAGAAGGGCCCUGACGGAAGACCACAAUGGGAGGUAGAAGCAAAAAUUAUUUGUGAAAAAUCUCAAGGGUCCUGCAUACUGGUGGAGGUGCCUCCGUAUCACAGUAAGACUGUGAGCUCAGCUGUGCAGGUGCAGUUCUACGUCUGUAAUGGCAAAAGGAAAAGAAGCCAAUCCCAGCGCUUCACAUACCUGCCAGUAUUGGUCAAACAGGAACAGCGAGAGGACUUGGAGCAUCCUGCUGCGGCCCCUCUGACCAUGCCCCUGGCACACAGUGCCACUCUGGUGCGUACCCAGCUGCCUUCUCCUGAGCAUGGCCCCCCACCGGACGGCCUUCUGUCCAGCUCGCCUCAUGGUCUGGCUGCUAGCUCUGGCCCGGGCCUGUUGGUCCCACACCCCCCCUGCCCCCCACUUAGCUCCCCCUCAUUCCAACACCUGCCUCACCUUCAGGGACACAGUUUGCAGCAGCCGCCCACAGACUGCCACAUGUCUUUCCAGCCCAGUCCUGGUCCCAGUCCUCAUCCUGCUCCUCCGCGCCCAUCCUAUGGCCCCAUGCAUAGCCACACCCCCAGUCUGGCUUUCAACGGCCAGUCCAGUCUGACUGCGCAGGGCUAUGAGAGCCUCCCCUUUCAGCAGAGUACUAAUACAGGACCCCACUCCGUAAGUCUUGGAAUAGGCUACUCUUCAUCUUCCUGCCCCUCGCCCUCUGCCCCACCGUCUUCGUCUCUCCUCGCAGGCUCCCCUCAGAAUCAGUCUCUUCUGGGCCUUCACGGCCUGGGAGGCUAUCACUGUGGGCCAAACUCCACACAGGCGCCCUCUUCCUCGGCUCACCCACUCCUAGGGCAACACUCAUCCCCCCUGCAGCGGACUAUGGCGUACCACCCUGUAGGUCAAAGGUCAGCGUCCUGUCCCACACCCUCUUGUGCGCCCCCUCCCAGAAUGAUCCCUUCUCCGCACUCAGGGCCGUCAUCGCCCCAGCUGCACUCUGUGUCGUAUCAGUCCCCCUCAUCAUCCUCCCCCACCUCUGGGGGCAGUCCUCUGGGACCUCUACAGCAGCAUUCAGGACAGCUCUCUCCUCAGACCACCAGCCCCGUUAUGGCCACCCUGUCCCCUCCAGCGGGACCUUUGGGGCAGUACUCCUCGGAUGCAGACAGACUCAACAUUAAACAGGAGCCAGAGGACAGAGAGCCUGCCUUCCGCUCCAUUGGCCUGCAGGACAUCACGCUGGACGAUGUUAAUGAGAUCAUCGGCAGAGAUAUGUCCCAGCACCCUGCAGCAGCACACAACCAGUCGUAGCUAAGGAUCCACCUCCACCCCAACUCCAGCAGCAUAGAGGAAGUAUGACUGUGGCCAAAGACAGAGCCACAAGAACCUGCACAGUCCCCACGACGACCAGAGGACAGUUCCCAGUUCCCCUCACCAACUGUUUAGUGACACCUGCUACGUGAGCCAUGCCGAGACAAAGCUCUUUUUAUAUAGUCCAUAUUUACAGCUGUGUUGUUAGCCCUAUUUCACCAGCACUGACUUCCAUGAACGAUGACCUCUUCUGUGAGCUCCAUAGAAACCUCAGGAGCGUGCAGCCACUGAGCCAGAUCUGCAGUAGCACAAUCAACCACAACAGACAACCACACUGCUAUGAAGCUGUCUCUACAUUUGAAAAAAGCUGUCUACAAAUCCCAAUCAGGAAAGAUGUGUAUGGCGUCUUGGCCACAGCACUAUUGAUUGUAGCAUCUUGGUUUAAGGCCAUGGAAAACUUUGGGAUUUUCGGUCUGCAACAUUCCACAUCUUUAAUCUCCUGGGACGUCCGUAGACUGUCUGUCUCAGCCCCUUCUACGCCAAGUUGAACAAAUGCCUUAUAAUGUUUUAGCAGCUUUGAAAGGUAGUGAAAGCUUUUGUUGAUUUGCACAACUGACUAUUUUAGUGUGUGCAUGAUUUAGGAUAGGCUGUGACCCCUUAUGUCAUGUUACUAGAGUGUUUUGAUGUAUUUUGGCAUGUUAAGAUAGAUAUAGCAACACAUGAAUGAAAUUAAUGAAAGAUGGGAAUGACAUGGAGCUAUGGAGAUGCCCAUUUGCUCUGCAUCCACUGGUACAAUGUAUUUUAUCAGGCAAGCUCAAAUGACCCACAAGUUUUUAAAAGGCUUAAGAGGCUUAAAUGUGCUUUUGAUAGUCCAGCAAUAAUGACUACAUUUCCCAGAACCCUCUGUGUGCCUUCCGUUUGCUUACAAGACACUUUAUGGCAGCAUUGGGAAACAACCAUAUGUUUUGUAUUAAAUAUGUUUAUAUAUAAUGCUAGUAUAUAUAAAAUCCCUUUGUAAGAACAAGGAGGAAUUCAGGUCUGAAUUUAAGACUUUUCCUGUAUGUAGGGCCUCUAUGGCAGCAAUAACAACAUCAACCUGAUCAGUCAUAUAGCAAUACUGUGUUGGUCUAGUGUACUUUCAUUGGCUUUUGACAAUGUCACUCCUGCACCUGGCAGACACAGAGUGUUGCCCAUGAGGGAUUUACUCAGUUUCCUGGUGAAAGUGAAUUUGCUAUGCAUUUUAACAAUGCCACAUGCCUUAUUAUAAAACAAAAAUAUAUAUAUAAAAAAAUACCUUGAUGCCUAUAGAUUAGACUGUCAACAUAUUGUUUGUGCUAGUUUAAUUGUGUUUGUUGAUUCCCUGGAUUUGACCCUCAGGCUUUUUAAAGACAGAUUCAGUGCAGUGUGCAUUUAUUGUGUGAAUGGAUGCGAUUGGUAUUGAAUGCAACAUAACAUAUAUUGUGAUGUGUCCUGUUAUAAAAACAGAGAGGACACGUGCAUUCAGUUUAUGCAAAAUAUAGAUGGCAAAUUACAUAUGAAGACAUACAACUGUUUUUACUGCAACAUUUUAUAACAAACUUUACCAGUGACCAUUAGUGGAAUAAUGGUGGUAUUUGUGAAUACUCACUGAAAUGAUGCCUUAUAUAUAUACCAUCUUGACAAGACUUACCAUUUUAAAAUAAAUAUAGGCAAUUUAGAAAGACCAGCAAUGACCCCAAAUUCUGGAUGCCGUCCUCUCUGUCACAACCAAAGAUCAAACAAAAUGUCCCCAUGAAACUGUAGUCCAAUGCUACCUAUUUGAUAUUUUCAAAUGGAUGUCAUUCCUAGAAUGUUCGGUACACAUCAGAGUGUUGCGUGCAACAUAUAUGCAGAAUUUAAUGCAUACAUCUAUGCCUAUAUAUUGUAUAUUGGUAUUGUAAAAAAAUGUAAGGGAAAUACAGUUUUAGCUUACGUUUACCAAGCCGUGUAUUGUAAUUUCUUGUAUAUUUUGUAUGUUGAAAUUUUGUAAUUUUUAAGACUGCAGUGCUUUUUGCAUUAUACUGUACUGUAGGCUUUAAAUAGUGUAUAUCAAUAAAAGACAAAAACCUUACUGUC
Molecule: messenger RNA, 5730 nt
Organism: Periophthalmus magnuspinnatus
Lineage: Eukaryota; Metazoa; Chordata; Actinopteri; Gobiiformes; Gobiidae
Gene: nfatc3a
Product: nuclear factor of activated T cells 3a
Exons: 10
Coding region: 412-3636 (1074 amino acids)
Biological process (GO): regulation of transcription by RNA polymerase II; calcineurin-NFAT signaling cascade; cytokine production
Cellular component (GO): transcription regulator complex
Molecular function (GO): transcription factor binding; DNA-binding transcription factor activity, RNA polymerase II-specific; RNA polymerase II cis-regulatory region sequence-specific DNA binding
Source: RefSeq, a predicted model, not a curated record